AUGGCGUCGCUCAAGGGUCUUGCGGCUAUCGUAACGGGUGGUUGUUCUGGAUUAGGACUUGCAACUGCCAAAAAACUUUUAGACAGUGGCUGUAAAGUUUUGGUUUGUGAUAUUCAAAAAUCUCCCAGUUUCACUGAAAUUGAAAGUGAUUGCGUAUUUUGCCCAACCGAUGUAGCUUCCGAAGCGGACGCCUCAAAUGCAGUACAAACAGCGAAGAAUAAAUUCUCAAAGCUAAAUAUUCUGGUGAAUUGCGCCGGUGCAGCUCUUGCAUGUAAAACAUACAAUGUAAAACUCAAGAAGCCCCAUCCAUUGGAUUCCUUCGAGCAUGUGUUGAGGGUGAACACGAUUGGCACGUUCAAUAUGAUUCGCAUGGCCGCAACGGCUAUGGUCGAAAACGAACCAGAUGAAGACAACUUGCGUGGGGUAAUCAUCAACACUGCCAGUAUAGCUGCUUUCGAAGGCCAAGUUGGACAAGUAGCCUACGCAGCCAGUAAAGGUGCGGUUGUUGCCAUGACGUUGCCUAUUGCACGGGACUUGACCAGAGAAGGUAUACGAGUAAUGACUAUUGCUCCAGGUGAGUCAUUGGUCCCGACCUAG
Molecule: messenger RNA, 597 nt
Organism: Echinostoma caproni
Lineage: Eukaryota; Metazoa; Platyhelminthes; Trematoda; Plagiorchiida; Echinostomatidae
Source: the annotation of a GenBank genome assembly